UUUAUUUUGUGUCACUGUUACAAAAAAAAAUUUUCUUUAAAAGAAUAAAAAAAAAAUUAAAUUAAAAAUCACUAAUUAUUAAAAAUUUAAUUAAUAAAUGUAAUUUAUAUAAUUUUCAACAUGGACCAUAUUUUAACGAUAAUUCUUACAUUUUUCGUCAUUUUUGCAAAUGCUCAAAAUUCUGAUGAUCCUUCAAAUCCAUUUUCGGAAUCAAAAUGUGGUGACACUUUUACGAGGGUAUGUAAAAAUUUGAAAUAUCGAACUAUGGAUGGUUCAUGUAAUAAUAAAUUGCAACCAACUUGGGGUAUGUCUUUUACACGAUUUGGUCGUCUCGUUCCUGCAAAUUAUGCAGAUGGAUAUUAUGCACCUAGACUUGCAAAAAGUGGCGAAACUUUACCACUGGCUCGCGAUCUCAGUCGCGUUUUGAGCCCAGAUAAAAAAAUAAUUGACAAAAAAUAUACUGCAUUAGUCAUGCAAUGGGCUCAAGUUGCAGCGCACGAUAUUAUUUUAUCUGAUUUUCGCAAAUCUACCUCGGAAAAUAAUUGCUGCUCGGAGAAAGGAAAAUUAAUUCGUGAUCCCGCAAAGUAUCCACUUUGUUAUCCCGUUCUUGUACCAAAGGACGAUCCCGAUUAUGGAAAGAGUGGUAUCGAAUGUUUUAACUUAUUUGUUCGCAGUAAUACCGAUGUUGCACGCGGAUGUGCUCCACGUGAUGGAGUUCAAAAUCAGUUAGCACUGACUACUUCUUACUUUGAUCUUUCACUUGUUUAUGGAUCAACGGAUAAAGAAGCUGCAAGUUUACGUGAAUUUAGAGGCGGUAGAUUAUUGGCAGACGUUCGUAAAAAUCAAGAAUGGCCACCACAUAGUGAUACUUGUGCUAAGGAAGCGGAAGUUUGCUAUAGAACGGGUGACGUAAGGACAAAUCAAGGUAUUCAAUUGGCAAUUUUUGUCGUUGCUUUAUUCCGACAACAUAAUCUUAUGGCUGGGAAAUUAGCGAAAUUAAAUCCUCACUGGAAUGACGAGAGACUUUAUCAAGAAACGCGAAGAAUUUAUAUUGCCAUUAGUCAACAUAUCACGUAUAACGAAUUGUUACCAAUAAUCUUAGGUGUAGAAAAUUCAUAUCGUGAAAAAAUCACUUACAAUACCGCAAAUUAUGUAAAUGAUUACAAUUUAUCUGUGGAUGUUAGCACUUUAGUUGAAGUUGUCUCUGCAGUUAUGCGCUCUUUUCACACAUUGCUCAGUGCAAAUUUCAACAUGGUGAAUGAAAAUCGCGACCCACCUCAUGGAAAAGCAAACGUGAAUAAUCUUUUUAACAAUCCCACAAUUAUUGAGAAGGGCGACAAUUAUGAUUGUCUAAUGAGAGGAUUAGCCUCACAACCGCAAGAAGGGGCUGAUCAAUAUUAUGAUAAAAUGUUUACUGUCGACUUAUUUCUUGGGGUGACUAAAGUAAAAACCGAUGGACGGGCAGUAGAUAUUCAGAGAGGACGAGAUUAUGGACUUGGCACUUACAAUAAAUAUCGUGAAUUUUGUGGCUUCCCUCGGGCUGUAAAAUGGGAAGAUUUCUUAGAUUUUAUUCCCCUUGAUGAUGUUAUUGAUAUGAUCACUCUUUAUGACAGUCCGGAUGAUGUUGAUUUAACAGUAGGAGGUUCUUUAGAAAAACUUGUUCCUGGAUCAUUGGUGGGACCAACUUUCCAAUGUAUAUUGAAUAUACAAUUUUAUAGAGCUAGAGUGGGUGAUCGAUUUUUCUUCGAAAAUGGAAAUAGUGGACAUCCUUUUACUUUAGAUCAACUUAAUGAAAUUCGAAAAUUCUCUAUCUCGAGGAUGAUUUGCGACAAUACUGAUACUAAAUCAAUACAGCGUCGGGGAUUCGAACAAAUUUCAAAAGUAAAUCCACUUGUAAGUUGUCAAUCAAUUCCAAAUAUCGAUUUAUCUCUUUGGAAAGAAUGUGAUCCUUCAAAUCCAUUUUCGGAAUCAAAAUGUGGCGACAGUUUUAAUAGAGAAUGCAAAAAAUCAAAAUAUAGAACCGCAGAUGGCUCUUGUAACAAUAAAUUACAUCCCACUUGGGGAAUGACAUUCACUCGUUAUGCUCGUCUCGUACCUGCUAAUUACAAUGAUGGAUAUUAUUCACCCAGACGGAGUAAAAGUGGUAAAACUUUACCUUUGGCUCGAAUUCUUAGUUAUGUAUUCAGUCCGGAUAAAAAAAUAGUGGACAAAAAAUAUAGUUCAUUAGCAACACAGUGGACACAAAUUUUAACACACGAUAUUGUUUUAUCUGACAAUCGUGAAAAUACAACGGAUACAAAUUGUUGUUCGGACAAUGGUAAAUUAGUUCGUAAUCCUGCAAAGUAUCCACUUUGUUAUCCGGCGUUAUUACCAAAAGAUGACGUUGAUUUUGGAUGGAGUGGAAUAGAGUGUUUCAAUUCAUUUAUUCGUAAACAUACUGAUGUUGAUCGUGGAUGUGGUCCACGUGAUGGGGUCCACAAUCAGUUGGUAAUUACCACUCAUUUCCUCGAUCUUUCAGGAGUUUAUGGAUCUACUGAUAAAGAGGCUGCUAGUUUACGAGAAUUUAACGGCGGUAGAUUAUUGACUGAAACACGAAAAAAUAAAAAAUGGCCACCCAAGGAAAAUACUUGCCUUCAGAGCGCAAAAGUUUGUUACAAAACUGGUGAUCAAAGAGCAAAUCUCGGUGUAUCGUUGGCAUUUUUCUCAGUUAUUUUAGUAAGGGAGCAUAAUCGAAUUGCCAACGAAUUAUCACAAUUAAAUCAUCACUGGGAUGACGAAAAACUUUAUCAAGAGACCAGAAGAAUUUUUAUCGCUGUAGAACAACAUAUCUCGUAUUAUGAAUGGAUACCAAUAUUUUUAGGUGUAAAGCAUUCUCAAUUUUAUCGGCUAAUUUAUAAUACAACUGGAUAUGUAAAUGAUUAUGAUCCAUCUAUAAAUCCAAGUAGUAUUAAUGAAGGUGUCGCUUCAGUGCUUCGUUCAUUUCACACACUACUUUCCGGAGAGUUAAGCUUAAUGAAUGAAAAUCGCGAUCCACCUUAUGCAUCAGCAAAUAUAAAUGAUAACUUUAAUAAUCCGAGCCUUAUUGAAAUAAAUGAUAACUAUAAUUCACUAAUUAGAGGAUUAGCAACACAACAUCAGGAAGCUUAUGAUCAAUAUUAUAAUGAGGAGAUGACAGUUUAUGUGAAUCUUGGUCCGGGAAUAGUUCGAUCCGAUUCUCGUGCUCUUGAUAUUCAUCGAGGUCGAGAUCACGGUCUCGGAACUUACAAUCAAUAUCGAAAAUAUUGUGGUUUUCCUGAAGCCAAAAAUUGGGAAGAUUUCUUGGAUUUCAUUUCCAUUGAGAAUGUAAAAGAUUUAAAGAGUACUUACGAAUCGCCGGAUGACGUUGAUUUGUCAGUUGGAGCUAGUUUGGAAAGGUCAGAACUGGGAUCUUUGAUUGGACCCACAUUUAAAUGUAUAUUAACGGCAGAAUUGUAUCGAAAAAGAGUGGGUGAUAGAUUUUUCUACGAAAACGGAAAAAGUGGUUUUCCAUUUACCCUGGAACAAUUGAAUGAAAUUCGCAAAGCAACUGUUUCGAGAUUACUUUGCGAUAAUAGUGACAUACAGUCAAUUCAACGUCGCGGAAUGGAAGUAAUUUCAAAAAAAAAUCCUCUCGUGGGUUGUAAAUCUAUUCCAAAAAUAGAUUUAUCUCUCUGGAAGGAAUAAUUUGUUUUUUUAAUUUUUGUUAUUUAGUUUUUACUUUUUUCUUUAUUGUUAAGUAUAUUUUGUACCAAAGGGUUUCAAACACGUAGAACCUCAAAUAAAUAAUAAAUAAAUAGUGAAAAAAAAUUGUUAUA
Molecule: messenger RNA, 3833 nt
Organism: Leptopilina boulardi
Lineage: Eukaryota; Metazoa; Arthropoda; Insecta; Hymenoptera; Figitidae
Product: peroxidase-like
Exons: 23
Coding region: 121-3702 (1193 amino acids)
Biological process (GO): response to oxidative stress
Molecular function (GO): heme binding; peroxidase activity
Source: RefSeq, a predicted model, not a curated record